CGCCACCACAUUAACGCCCAGUAUGAUGACAAUCACGGAUUUUAGGGUCCAGAAGCGUACAGUACAGCGUCUGUCCUGCGCAGUGUGCCGGCGACGGAAGCUGAGAUGUGAUCGCCGCCGUCCGUGUCGACGAUGCAUUGACUCGAAAUGUACUCACCUGUGCAUCUACAGAGAUAGCUCUCCCGAUGGUGGAAAAACCACCGCUCGAGAGGUGGACCCCCCCAGAAAUAGCUCGUCUGCAGGUGUGCGCCAUGUUCCAGCACCUGAUCGACAAAUAGAGCCCACGACGGCUUCCGAGCUCCGGAAAUUGGAUGCUCUGCAGCUCAACCACAGCAUGGAGCAAUCAAAAGACCCUUCCACAAGGUCACAGGUGCCUGGCCGUAUUGAUGGGCUCGGAACUGUGGACGUCUUAGACAAUUAUCCGCACGGGAAGCACGACAAUACCCAUGUGUGGGGGAGGAGCCAUUGGGCCUCUCUCAUUGGCAAGUUCACAGAUGUCAUGCGCGUUGCGUCGGAGAAUCGUGAAAAGGUAAAGUCUUACUAUAAGGCGAGUAAGGCUAAAUGCAGUCCAGAGCCAGACACUUUGGUCCAAAGUAGUGUCCUACGACUGCAAAGGUCCUGGAUACCCCCGCCGCACAUUGCCGAACCAUUGAUAUCACGUUAUCUGGAAACAUUUGGAUACUCGCACCGGGUCUUGCAUGUCCCUAGUUUCCUAGACAGCGUGGACUCGAUCCUAUCUCAGGCCUCCAGCAGUUGCCCGUUCUCGCUAUCCUGUUUUCUGUCUGCUCUCGCUAUUGCCAACUGCUUCUCAAAUGGGGAAGACAAUAUUUAUUCCUCCAUGAUUGACAGAAAGGUAAUUCUAGAGUGGCUCGAAAACAUCCAACUAUGGCUGCAAGCGAGCUGGCCAACGAGGAAGAUCUCCAUACAGGCACUUCAAUCCCGAUAUUUGCUCCUACUUGCUUGUCAAGUGUGCGGACGCGAUCAUGAUCGCAGCUGGCUCUCCUCUGGAAUGCUUAUCCGGGAGGCCAUAGCCUUCGGGCUUCAUCGCGACCCUGCUGCCUUCUACUCUAUGACUGUGUUUCAAAGAGAAAUGAGACGAAGACUUUGGGUCGCUAUCGUGGAAGCUGAGGUGCAAAGUUCACUCAUCUCGGGCUUGCCGCCAUGUAUCUCUCUGGAUAGUUUUGAUGUUCUUCCACCGCCGAAUAUUGACGAUGAAGAUAUCUCAGAGAACAGUACGUCGAACCCUGAGCCGAAAGCACCGAGCACAUUUACCAGGGCUUCCUAUCAGAUCACCCAGUAUCAGAUGCUAGACGUCAGAAUUCAAGCGGCGACAAUCCUCAAUCGCAUUAAACCCUUGUCCUACGAGGAAGUAAUGCGUCUUAGUGCACGCGUGAUUGGGUCUACAGAUGCUAUGUCCCGACUAUUGAUCAGUGAUAAUGGCGCCUCUGUUGUCAACCACUCAACUAGAUCAUUUCUUGUAUCUCACUUUAACGUUAUCACUCAUCGGCUGCUCCUCGCCCUUCAUCGCCCAUUUGCCAUGAAGGGUGCUCAUGAUUCAGGUUUCCACUACUCGCGCAUCAGAUGCUUGUCUUCUUCCCUGACAUUGCUGGAUUUUCUUGGGGUAUGCGUGUCCCGAGAGUCUAACGCCCGUCACGAUCGCCCCUUGGCUGCUCUAUCUGGGGGCUAUCUUAUUGACGACCUGUUUAAUUCGACUCUUAGUUUGUGCCUCGAGCUGAUGCUUGAACGAGUCGAUGAAUCCUUGCUAGGCCACCCGUUGCCGGCAACGUUCCCGCUCGACCUCUCUGGGAGAGGCUGUGAUAAUUAUCAUUCUGAGCAUCUUAUCAGGGUUGUUGGGGACUGUAUUGCUGUUCUAGAGCUAUGGACCUCACAUGAGAAGAAGGACUUCAAGAAAUACAUGUUUUUGGUUAUGGCUAUUGCUUCUGUCAAAUCACGCAUGGCCGGUUGUGAAUCACUUGAUGGGGUAUCCCAGGCGCUCUGGCAGAGUCUGGGAAGAUAUAAUAAGACGGUUGAAAGGAUAAGCAGCGCUGCGUCAGGGAAUAAGGAGAGCGAAAUUUCCGAACCCAGCCCGCUUCCUCCGAAUCGCCUGCCUUCAUCUUCGGUGGUUGGUCAUGGCGACCUCCAACCUCCUACGCCUGAUUUCUUCCUUGAUAUUGGGGGAAUUGACUGGGAUAGUGACUCGUGGGAUUUCCUCACUGCAUUCACGUCCGCCGAAGUAUACGACGAUGCUGCUAUAUAGAACUCCAGCAAUAUAUAUGCUAGAACAAAGCUACCGUUACCAUGCCGAUCUCCCAUUUGAUGAGCGC
Messenger RNA from Aspergillus ibericus CBS 121593, 2324 nucleotides. RefSeq names its product fungal specific transcription factor domain-containing protein. Gene Ontology annotation, molecular function: DNA-binding transcription activator activity, RNA polymerase II-specific; RNA polymerase II cis-regulatory region sequence-specific DNA binding; zinc ion binding. The transcript is spliced from 4 exons. The coding region runs from base 23 to 2257 and encodes 744 amino acids. The record is from RefSeq and is a predicted model, not a curated record. NCBI's taxonomy places the organism in Eukaryota, Fungi, Ascomycota, Eurotiomycetes, Eurotiales, Aspergillaceae. Gene Ontology annotation, biological process: regulation of transcription by RNA polymerase II; DNA-templated transcription. Gene Ontology annotation, cellular component: nucleus.